This is a messenger RNA of Aureobasidium namibiae CBS 147.97, 867 nucleotides long. RefSeq lists its product as uncharacterized. The record is from RefSeq and is a predicted model, not a curated record. The coding region runs from base 1 to 867 and encodes 288 amino acids. The transcript is spliced from 3 exons. Lineage: Eukaryota; Fungi; Ascomycota; Dothideomycetes; Dothideales; Saccotheciaceae.
AUGCAAAUCAGGUAUUACAGAAGGGAUACGAAGCACAGCUGGCAAAAAGGAUGGGACACAGGGCCGGAUUCCCAUGAUUAUUUCACAAACAAACGACGUCGACGACAGACGAUGGUCACGGACGAGGACAAUGCGACAAUAGAGCGCAUGGUGAGCGAGGGCAAGUCGGCCAUGGCGAUACGCGCCGCCGUGCCCAGUGUGUCGCGCACCAAUGUCUAUCUCAAGAUUGCAAAGUUCAAGAAGCACGGCACUGUGGGUCGCGUACAGACAAAGACUCUGGGCAGGCCACGUGCCAUGAGCGAAGGUGUCGACAAGUUUCUGCAGGGCCUGCUCGCUGCCAAACCCGACAUGGAGCUCGACGAGAUGCGCCGCCAUCUGCAGAAGGAACUCGAACUGACCGUGUCCAUGUCGACCAUCUCGCGCGCCAUCGCCCGAGCUGGCAUCGCCGCUGGUCAGAGGCCUGUCCGUACGCGUACAACUACAUCGUCAUCUAACGCUGUCCCUCGCCGUCGUGCUGCCAACAAGCCCAUCGUCCAGAAAGACGCCGUCCAGCAAAUCACACAGCAGCCUUCUGUUCCUCCGCCUCUCCAUGUCCCGGCACAUGUCCCCAUCGAUCAUCUCACCGACCUGCCUGCCGAUGCCCACCUUCUUGACCCGUGGCAGGACUUGACUGUACCUCCAUCGCAGCACCCUCAUCACCAUCCACAGCUGCAACCACACCACAUGCACGCCCUUGAUCCUGCUCUUACUUCGGCGUAUCACUCUGCUGCUGUCUACCACCACCUGUACGCCGAUCCCGAUCCCCAUAUCAUGGCCAUGGAUCCUUCUCCCUUAGACGACUACAGAAGCCCAUAUGCUCCUCUCUGA